Molecule: messenger RNA, 1830 nt
Organism: Entamoeba invadens IP1
Lineage: Eukaryota; Evosea; Mastigamoebida; Endamoebidae
Exons: 1
Coding region: 1-1830 (609 amino acids)
Source: RefSeq, a predicted model, not a curated record
AUGGAUUACUUAGAAUCCUUCAUGGGGCAAGUCAGAGAUUAUUUUGUAAGUCUGUUUGUGGGCGAUAGUGUUACCAAACAAAACACAUACAGCCGGAUGUCAACAGUCCCCCUCGGACAAUCCUCACAAAACAUCUCAAACAUUCCAACUCAAGACACUGAAGUCCUCUUUGGUAUCACUUUUAAAACAAGAGCAAACGCAAUCACUAAAAGAGCACAACCAACUUCAUUUAAUGACCAAAACAAACCUCAAAUCAACUUAAAUGCUCCACAAAAGUCAUUUGAGGCACCCCAGAAAGUCGUUUCAUUGAAGAGAAAGGCGACUGAAAAUGAAGAGGGCGCCACACAGACGAUUGGGACGGCCAAAAAUCCUAUUGAAGUUGACAAUAGGAUUGUCGACGACGCACCGAUGAAAGAAGCCGAUGCCACGGAACCACAAGCAAACACUGAAGAGAACAAAAGUAAAGUGAACGCCACAAAUAUGUCCGAGUUCGAUAAGUACCUGGGAAAUUUUAGUAGAUCAAUAUUAACCGACGAGGUCAUUCAGAAAGAACUCGCUGAACGGAGCAAAACACAAAUACAACGCCUUCAUGAGAAGAUCGAGGCAAUGGCUAAGAACCCCGUCACAGAGAAGAUCAAAGUCUUACGAAAGAGUCAAAUCAAAAGGUCCGAACAGGCAAGGAGAGAGAAGUUCUUUGAAGAAAACAAAAUCAUUUCAAUUGAUGUCAAAGACUUCACCGAAGAGAAAGCUCAAGAGAAAAUGAAACCAGUGGAAAAGCCUCAAAGUGAAGUUAAAGAAGUGCAAGAGACUCCAUUGAAUACUAUUAAUAGUAUAAAUACUAUUAAUAUAGUUAAUACAGAAAAGCCUUCGUUUAGUCUCAGCACUGAGCCUUAUGUUGUUGGAGCAAUUGGUGUUGAGAAGAAGGAAGAGAAGAAAGAAGUUGCACCCCCAUCAUUCAAUUUCUCUGGUGGGUUUCAAACGGAAGAAAAGAAAGAGGAAGUACCACCAGCGAGCAAUCUGAGUGAUAUGUUUAAAACAUUUAAUAAGAAGGAAGAAGAAAAGAAGGACAUUCCACAAGCAUUCAAUUUCUCUAAUGUGUUCCAAACAGGAGAGAAGAAAGAGGAAACACAACCGGCGAGUAAUCUGAAUGAUAUGUUUAAUGGAUUUAAUAAGAAGGAAGAGAAGAAAGAAGACGCGCCACAAGCAUUCAAUUUCUCUGGUGCAUUCCAAACGGAAGAAAAGAAAGAAGAUCCAAAACAAAUUGAACAAAACAUCACAAAUUCCUUUUUUGUCCCACAGAACGUGAUGGGAGAGAUGAAAUCAAUUUUCAUGGGAGCAUUGCCGAAUAAUGAACAACAAAAUACACAAAAUAAUCAAACACAACAAACGACUACAAUGCUAAAGGAUACAACUCAACAAACUAAGGAAACUCCUAUUACUCUCGAUUUCGGUGGGAUGAAAGUAACCCCACCGGCUGGGUUCAAAAUUUCUACUACGGCAAAUGCUCCUCAAAUUACAGUACCCCCACCAACGCCAGUCAAUACACAACAAAUAAAUCCACCCCAAAAUGAAACACAAGUCCCGACAUUCACAAAUAACUUUUUCUCAACACCUCAACCAGAAGCAACACAACAACAACAACAAACUUUACCGACGUUUAAUAUUCAACAAAAUCAACCAGAAAAGAACACUAAAAAAGUGGAUGAGGCGAAAACAACUAAUUGGUUUGAGGCUGGUGUCGAUUUCAACUCUAUCGACUGGUCAAAAUGCGGACCAAAGAUUGAAAUAGAUCCUGCUCAGGCCGGCUUGUCAUUUUUUGAUAAAAACUGA